UAUUUUCAUUUCUCAUAUUUAUAUAUCGUUUCUAAAAAAUUUAUGAACAGUAUUGUAGUUAAUUGUGAAUAUACAAAGUUUAAAGGUAGAUUUAUAAUAGCAAAAGAUUUUGUAUUGCAGAAAUUUGAUAAAAAAAAAUGCGACGAUAAAUGGAGAAACUUGUUUGUUAUACCUUACAAAAAAAUUUUAAUCUGCGAAACCUUAUCCCACACGGAUGAUACCAUCACACAAAACCGCGAUGCCGUUGCGGAAGUAAAAACAUCCACAGACUAUGAUCCGAAUGCGAAUAUCGAGGAUUCAGAGGACCAUUUUAUUAAGGGAUUGAAGUUGAAAUUCGUUGUCAGAAAGUUUGGCCAAAAUAAUAAAAAAACGAGUAAUAUCGAUAGUCUAUUGCACCCUAAAAACUGGGUCUGGAGAUUGAGCGAUCCUCUUGAUCUUUACUUCGUCGAUGAGGCACCUAUCAAUUCGAGGGAUAAUUUAUUUCGCCCAACGAUUUAUCUGCUCGUAAAAUGUCUCAUCAAGUUGAGCAAGAUAAUUGACGUCGAAAUAUUCGGCGAUAUGGCCCGAGAGUUAAUUUGCAAUUUUAACCAGGAUCUCGAAUUAAACGGCCACCUUUCCCAAACCCUGAACUAUUUAAGAGCAUUGUCUUCGCCCACGCAAGAUCCAUUGAAAUAUUUGACUAUAAUGAAUCCCAUCGGUGGCAAAGGGGAAGCUCGCAAAAUAUUCGACACGCUCCUUUGCCCAAUCUUUAGGGACGUUAAAAUAGCCACAGAUGUCCAUUUGACGCAACAUUCGGGCCACGCCUUUAAUCUUUUGAGAUACGAAAUGACGAAUAAAAAUUUAAAUUCAUACCAGGGUAUCAUAGUUGUAGGCGGAGACGGAACGUUGAACGAAAUAAUUUCCGCUUUGAUAGAUAGGCAUAACGAAGAUAUGGGCAUCGAUAUAACAGAUUCCAAUGUCGUAUUGAGUUCUCCGCCAUUUAAAAUCGGGAUAAUACCAACAGGAUCAACCAAUGCCACCGCUUUCAGCCUCUACGGCUGCUCAGAUCCUAUCACCGCCGCUCUCCAUAUAGCAAUCGGUCAGAUCCUGCACUUCGAUGUGGGUAUGGUACAUCACACUUCCUUAUCAAAGUUCUCUUCCUCGAUACCCGCAAAGCUAAACAACGCCGACCGGCCGUUCGAGGAAAGCUGUUUUACGAAUAAUAGACGUAGUUAUUUCUUGUCACUGUUGGCUUACGGCUUUUUAGGAGACAUUCUGGCGGUAUUUCAAAGUAAUUCCGAACAAGCUAACGAAAACAAAACGGAUAUUAUUAAUGGAAUCAUGAAUGUUAAUAACCAAAAAAAUCGGACAAGCCCUAAAAAUAAUUCGAGCUCACUCGAAGGACAAAAUAAAAUAAGCGAAGGGAUCGCAAGCGGAAUCGAUACUUUACCCGAAAAUAAAAUUAAAAUAUCCCGUAAAUUAAACGCCCUAAUCAAACCCGCGUUCUCAUUCCUUACCAAAGGUCCCGGUCGGUACAAUCUAGCUGCUGCAAAGAUUAUUCUUUGCUCCAAUCUGGCAUAUCCCUGCACACUUAUUUUUAAAGGUGUAACAGGACCGGUCCACAUAACCGGCCACCCUAAUCCCCUUACGCCUGGUCACUUAUCGGCAAAAAUAAAGACCGCUUACAAGGACACCUUUAUGUCUCAUAGAGGGGAGGAUUUAUGCGUAACACCUUGCAAUAUAUGUAACGCCGGAAAUAAACUCGAUUCAUUUACACGAAUCGAGUCCGAAGCCGAACACGACCAAAUUUAUUACGAUUUAAUUGUGAAAUCGGGUCUAUACGAUUCUGUGAUAAUAAUGCCCAUCAGUGGCCGUUGUUUUAGGACGAGAUUAGGAGUCUCGCCUUUAGCUCAUAUGAGUAAUGGCCUCGCGGACCUGAUACUUGUUAAGCCCUCUCACGCCAAUUCACGCUGUCGUUCGAGGAUAGACUUUUUGAAGUAUCUAUUGAGAGUCGUGAAGCACCAUAAAAACCCGUUUGACUUACCCUAUGUUGAAGUUUAUCGAAUCAACAACCUAAUCCUCUUUCCCGCUUUAAUCGAAAAUUCUGUCGAUAUUUGCGAUGUAACACAUUUACUUGAAUCCGUGAAUGAUAGUCGUUUUGAAGAAAAUGUAACACGUCAAUGCCACCCUAACAUUUACGAUAAUUUUAGUUUCAACAGCAACAAAUACGCUUUUAAAAAAACCGAACCCGAUCUCAAAGCUACUAUAAGUGAAGCCAUUACUAACAAAAAAAGUAUUCCAAAGGAUCUCUCUCGGGUAAUAAAACUUAUCCAGUCUCGAAUCAAAGUCAGUGAUGAUAAAUCGACUCCCACCUCCAGUUGGAACUGUGACGGAGAGUUAAUCCAGUGUCCAUCUUUAGCUUACAAAGUUCAUCGCAAACUGCUUAAAUUCUAUUCUUGUGGACCUGAAAGACUAGAUAUUUAAAACUCGGAUAAAAUAUUUCGCCUCACCCUUAUGCAUUAUUUCAGCAACAAUUAUAAAACUUGAUAAUGAAAGAUAAAUAUUACUCGCGUUGAUGCAGUUGCAAGUUUCACAUCCAUGCGCAUCUUUCACCCGGCCAAAUGGACAUUCCUUUAUGCAAUUCAGGUUUGCACAUCUUGUAUGUGUUCCUAUUUUUAAAAAAGUAUUUUGUUAUUUUUUUUUAUAAAAUUUGCUUUCUUUUAAGUUUAAAAGAAUGUUUAUUUUAUGAUAAUAAUGAUUUCAAUUUACCAAGAUAAAUCUUAAACGGUAAGUUAAAUAUAAUGUUGUGAUUGUAGCACUCAAAUUCGCUCAACUUGAAAAAAAUGUCAUCAAAUAUAUAUUUUUACUCUUGCGACAAUCUAAUUUAACGUUGUUAGCGUCAACAAAUUCGGCUAUGCAUCUACCACAAUUGUUGACUCGGCAUCUAGCGUUCGGGUGUUUUGGACAAGUGGCCCUGAUACAUGGGUUCAUUACACAAUUUACAGGUCUCACUCCGAUCGGGCAUUCUCCAUCUCUUAUAAUUUCUGGAGUCGUGAUUACCAAAGGUUCGAGAGUGGGAAAAGGAUCAUCAGAGAGAUCCUUCGUGGUAUCUCAUUUUGUGUAUUUUUUAAAAAAAUAUAUAGCAAGAUAAGAAUAUAAAUUAAAUGAAAUAUAAAUUAUUUAAUAUGGCUCCAAAAAUUGAAAUUUUUUAGAGUUAACUUACAUGAAGGACAAUGUAUUUUUCGCCUAUUGAUAAAAAAUUCCGCUUCGCAUCUCCCGCAAUCAUUCAUGAUACAUUUCGCAUUUGGAGCUAUGUCACAAAUUAAAUGCUGGCACAAAUCUUGACAUCUUCUCUGGUAUUCUAUUUCACAAUCUUCCAAGAAUAUAUUUAAUAAAAAAAGGACUGAAUCAAAGAAAUAGACAAACAAAUAUUACAUAGGUUUCAGAUUUUGUCAAAAAACACCAAAUCUCUCAUUUGAUGAAAUAUCGAGGCUUAAGGAAAUUAUAAUUUGGCUAAAUCUUUCGAGGUUUUUAGAUAACAACAAAAUAGAUUAUAAAUGGGGAAAAAAAUCGAAAUUUAUAAAUAGACUAUUCUAUUGCUAAAGAAUAGCAUUAAAUUGAUUAAAAAAUUCGAGAUUUGGGUCAGAUUAUAAGCUACGCUACAGCUUGAAUUAUUUUAAAAUAUUAUUAAUUUAUAUAAUGUUAAAGAAAAAAAAGAAAAGAUUAUAUAUUUUUAUACUUUGAGCCAGUAUUGUCCCACAAAAGAGUAACACUAAAAUAGCUGGUAAAAUUUGAUGUAACAUUUUUUAAAAAAAAAUAUAAUUAAUUAGAACCAUUCAAUUCCCUAUAUAUAUUAAAUUUUAUUUUAAAACAAAAAAGUUUAUCUUAUAAAUAAUUAUUAACUGAGAAAAAAAAGUAAAAUUUCCGUUAACUAGGUGUGAAUGUGAUGCGAUAAUAAGCCUUACCACCUUAAUACUAUUAUAUCUUUCAUGUAAAACGUUAUUUUUAUUGAUCAUUCUAGAGUUACCAAUUUUAGAUUAAAUUAUCGUGAUUGACAAUAAAGUUCUUGCUAUUUUUGGAGUUUCAAAGAUUUAUAGAAAUCGUUCCUUUAUCAGACCGACAAAUACAGGCAUGGAUCGAGGUUUUGUAAACGCAUUUAUUAAUCUGGUUUCAGUUUAUCUUUAGAAACAGACCACUGUCUUUUCUAGCACUGGUGUAAGUAGCACUCUCUCAAGACGGCAUGCUCAAAUUAGGUACUCGAGGGAACUCCGCAUCUAAUAUCGAAUUCGUUUCGAAAUAUAAUAAAAAGAAUUGACCUGCAGGAUCCUAACAGUUACCUAAUCCCACACAACAGAGAUGUACCACUAAUGUUGCCAAACUACCCGAUCUUGGUCAAUUUUUAAAAACGACUGUUCCCUCGACUUCCAACCAACGGCAACUAUUCAACCAUUUAUCUCUUGCCUUCAUGCUUCGAGAACCUGAAUUCAUUUCAAAUGGUAUUCAUGCAAAAUAAAGCAACCAUUUAAAAAAAACGCAAACAGGUU
Molecule: messenger RNA, 4523 nt
Organism: Gordionus sp. m RMFG-2023
Lineage: Eukaryota; Metazoa; Nematomorpha; Gordioida; Chordodea; Parachordodidae
Exons: 10
Coding region: 43-2463 (806 amino acids)
Biological process (GO): phosphorylation; ceramide metabolic process
Molecular function (GO): ceramide kinase activity
Source: RefSeq, a predicted model, not a curated record